Molecule: messenger RNA, 492 nt
Organism: Pseudocercospora fijiensis CIRAD86
Lineage: Eukaryota; Fungi; Ascomycota; Dothideomycetes; Mycosphaerellales; Mycosphaerellaceae
Exons: 4
Coding region: 1-492 (163 amino acids)
Source: RefSeq, a predicted model, not a curated record
AUGGACAUGGAGACAUGCCGUCCGAGAUUUGUAGCCUCAGGCACCACUUCCGCGGAGCAUUCUUGGCAAUCCAACCACAUCUCCUUCCGUGCGGCCGUUCCAUUCUACCAUCUUCACAACAGCCUGUCCCUAUCUCAGCCACGUCGAUGCCGCAAUGCCUUCAUGCUUUGCAGUGCCACCGCCCCUCUGAUUCUUGAUGAACCGAAACAAGGACUGCCGCGGCACUCGCUCUGUGGCUUCAACACGCCGCCAUUCGCAACCGCCUCAUCCUUCAACUCGACAAUCCGCUUGAGCGUUGAUGACAUUUACCGCAAGAACCCCCUAGGCCGACAUUCCGUGAAGGAUCUCUUCAUACAGCUGCAACAUCUUGUCGUACCCAACGAAGAGGCGCGAAGAGAUGAAGAUCGCUCGGCUGUGCAAAAACGACUCCUCUUCCUUGCUGCUGUCACUCUGCGGAGCCAUGCCUUAUCAUUUCAUUAUUGGCGCGUCUAA